CAUGACAAAGCCACUCGAAGAGCUAGCCAGUGAGAGAGAGGAGAGAAGGGCGAGAGUCAACAGCGAAGCCAGUCGAGAUAAAACGAGUCGACUCGAGUCGAAGUGGACUCUAACGAGCAUGGUAAAGAACGUCAGACUAGAGAGAAAGUGAGUGAGUAUGGGUGCGUGCGAGUGAGCGAUUGUGCAACGAAACGAUAUGCAUAAUUUUGAAAUAGUUGUACAUAAGUUAUAUGUAUAAACGGUGUUGGCACGUAUAGCUGAACAACUAUUGAAAGUUCUCGUGUGGUUAAAUUUUGGUAUAAUAUUAUAACUAAAUCUUUUAAUAUAUUCCAUGGCAAGUAUGAUCCUUCAAAUGUUCUCCGUCUCGUUCGUCGUGCAUACACGAUCAUACUACCAUCGCGCGAUUCGAAGACGCAGUGUAGAAACGAGAGCAAGUAGUUUACAUCAGUGAAGAAACACUAUCUACAUCGUUAUGCUGUGUGCAUGUUUUUGAAUAACAAUGUUAAAUCUUGAAUCAAGUAUCAUAUUUUCUGUUAACAUCAAUAAAAUCAUCUUAAACUGAAUCUGUUUAUUAAAAUUUAUAAUAAAGUAAAGAAACUUCAUUGUGUAAUCAAACUUGUAUAUACACGCAUCUAUAUAAUCUUUAGUAUGGUUCGAAUUUUAUUAUUUUUAUCUGUAACAAAUGAAAUCCAAUUUGGAAUCUAAUAAAUAUUGGAUAAUAAAACAUUGUAAAGCAGAGAUGCAAAUUCAAAUAUAUACUCAGUUUGAUAUAUAACGUAUAUAAUCAAUACGAUAUAAAAUCACAAAAAAAUGAGAACAUUUACGUUCAUGCUUUGUUCCGUGCUUUUAUUAUCUUUACUGCUACUCAUUAGCAAUGUGUCAUCGGCCCCUUUCUAUGAACAUGUUGCCCUUCAAGCUGCCGAUCAAUGUGAUUGGAUUGGAAGUGGUGGCGGUGGUCGCGGUGUUCGACCAGUAUAUCUACGAUGUUCCAGAGGAACAAUAUUAUGGCGUUAUCCACGAGGAGCUUUGCGCGUAGUUCUCUCGCCUCCUGUUUUAAAUGAAUUGAUAUCGAAGAUUCAUUAUGAAUUCAUUCGAAAAAAAAAUGAUAUUAAUAUGAAAAAUGAUACCAAUCCGAUUAACAACAAUAGUGCUUUUCAGUUAUUUGGUUUUCGUACUUGUACCAAGGUUUCAGGACCGAUAAGAGUAUAUUUGGAAACAGGUGGAAAACUUCGAUCAGUAUAUUCGCCAAGAGAUGGCAAACAUAAAGCUUCGCACAGAUGUUUUCACGCGAAGAAACAACCUGCAGCACUUUAUAUAGAAGCAGAAGAAUCGAAUGAAUAUCAUGAUGCGAGGCUACAAUACGAUUUGGAAUUACGAUAUAUUGAUAGUCGAAAAGAAAUAUCACGACGAUUUAACGAUGAGGAAGAAGAUUGUAGGCCAUGUUCUAUGGAUGAAUUAGCUAAAGCUUAUUGUCAAAGCGACUUCAUAGCCAGAGGUACAGUGAGUGCCGUUCAAAAACAACCAAAUUUGGAAGCUGCUGAACUUAUUCUUAGAGUAACAAAAAUUUUGCGUCGAAUUGAAGAAAACGAGAAUAACGAUGCAGAUGCCACCGAUUUCCAUGAUCACAGAAAUGUUCAUAUAAGAGUAUCAGCUGCUUGUGACGCACGCCAUGGUCAGGGCGAGUUUGUGAUAAUGGCUAAACGAAGACUCGGUGAUCUUGUUUUGGUUUGUGCACCGAGAAUAGAAACAUGGGCUAAAACAGUCCGCGAAUUAGAAAGUGCACCAUGUGUUCUUCGAAGUUAGUAUAUUCAUUUAACGAAAUACUUGUAAAUAAUUUAUUUCCUUAUUCUGAAUGAUAUGAAUAUCGAUCUCCAAACUGUGAUAUUGUUUUGUGGAAAUUUUUUGUAAAAAAUACACAAUUUUUUAGCAACAUAA
Apis dorsata (giant honeybee) is the source of this 1935-nucleotide messenger RNA. It is a transcript of the gene Metrn, whose product is annotated as meteorin-like protein. Lineage: Eukaryota; Metazoa; Arthropoda; Insecta; Hymenoptera; Apidae. The record is from RefSeq and is a predicted model, not a curated record. Gene Ontology annotation, molecular function: hormone activity. Bases 811 to 1803 code for a protein of 330 amino acids. The transcript is spliced from 5 exons.